AUGGAGCAGGAGAACGAUAAGGAGAUCAGGGCUCUGGAAGAGGCAGUGAGACUGCUUGAGGAGGAGAUUCAGGGAUUCAGAGAGAGAAAGAAAGAGCUGAAAAGAGAGCUGAAGACCCUGAAGAAGAAAAUAGCAGGAGUAGAGAUGGAGACUUCAAAAACCAGACAGACAAAGAAGGAAUGGAAGAGAGAGAUGGAAGCAAUGAAGGAGAGAAUGGUACAGGAAGAAAAACAGAGGGAGGAAGAGAGGGCGGGACAAAGGGAGGUCAUCUGUAAAGAAAUUGUCAUUACUGUAGUGAAGGCAGACAGAGAAAUGGAAGAAAAGAAAGAAAAGCGUGAUGAUAAGAAGAUGGCUACAGUCAGUGAGAAGCAGGAAGUGAUACAGGAGAGGAAGAGUGAAGGAGAGCUGCUUGAGGAAAUGGAGAAGCAGAGAGAGGAGGAACAGCUGAAAGAGAGGAGAGAGAGUCAGGAGGCAGUAGAAAACGGAAAAGAAGUUAUGAUCGAGAUGGAGAACCUUCAGAUGGAGCCCGCAGCACCCAGCACAUCUAGAAAGAAUGUGGUGCAGAGAGUGCUGUCCAGUGUUCUAUCCAGUAUUCACUCUGGAGUUCAGUCCAUCAUGGAGUUCCGAAAAAAAUUCUCAGUUCAGGCUGUUCAAGAUAAGGAAGAAGAGCCUAAGGACAAGUCCCCACCUCGUCCAUUGGUGGCACUCGGAGCUCCGACUGGAGUCCUGACUAUACGCAUAAGAGGCUGCAGAGACUUCAAGAAAAACACUCAAAUACAGAAAGACACUCAGUGUAUGGUGAGGAUCACUGUUGGGAGAAUCGUGAAGUGCUCCAGGCUGCAGCCCUUCAAAGACAACCUAACUUUCAAUGAAGUGAAACACUUCUCCAUACAGAUCCAAAAAGAAGAGGCUCUAGGGGUCCAGGAGUCCAGUUCAGUAAAGGUGGAUUUGAUCUCUUUUGAUGGAGAUUCAGCUGCCCCCAAACUCAUGGGCAGCACCACCAUCAAGCUGCAGGAAGUCCUUUAUCAGAAAUCAUCAGUUAGCCAGCAGAUUGAUUUGAGGCUUGGAGGCAAAAAAGUGUGCAAGUUGGAUGCAGACCUGACCUUUACAUAUGGGUCCUUUGGCUAUGGAUACUCUCACCAGAUGAAACAUCCUAAAAGGACAAUGGAGAAACUGGUGGAGGAGUCCCUCUUUCUCCGCUGCCCACCUCCUGAGGACAGAAGAGAUCCACACUAUAAUGUGACGACCCCUUGCAGACCAUCCUCGGUCAACAUAAUGUCCUCUCUGAUGCAGCGAGACGCACAGAGAGACACAGAGUGCAGGAUAUCUGCUGGCAUAAUGAACUGCAUGGAGAGGAGAGGCAGGUUGUCACAGCUUCAUAAAGCCUUGGAGGACUGUGAAAGAGGAGAGGAUAGGGUGCAGUUACUGGAGGGUUUGAUCUUGAAGACAGGAACUCGCAUCAGCUCUCCCUGUAAAACGAACCAGAGCGCUGAGAUCCGGUCUAAAGAGGUGGAAGAAAGGAGAAAAGAGUAGAAUAGCGAAGAUGGAAAGGCAGAGGAGACGGUGAAAAAAGGAAAAGCAAAAUAUAAGACGAAGAAGUAAGGCAAGGCCUCGCAGUCUCCUCAACCAGCCUCACUCCCAGUGUCAUUCUCUUAUGGUCUCCCAGUCUCCUCUGGAUGAAACUCUGGUAUAUGUUGAAGAACACAAAAUGACCAGCCUCCGACCGACUGCUGGUGAAUCCCAUCCUCGUCGCUGAAACCAUCUAAGAGCCUCAGAUACAGUACAGAAUGGAAUGUGGUGUCUGAAGGUCAAAUGAUGAUGAGCCCCAAUUUUCACAGCUGCCCAGCCAG
Molecule: messenger RNA, 1850 nt
Organism: Colossoma macropomum (tambaqui)
Lineage: Eukaryota; Metazoa; Chordata; Actinopteri; Characiformes; Serrasalmidae
Exons: 14
Coding region: 1-1533 (510 amino acids)
Source: RefSeq, a predicted model, not a curated record